Messenger RNA from Mytilus californianus (California mussel), 2170 nucleotides. Its product is annotated as beta-1,4-N-acetylgalactosaminyltransferase bre-4-like. The record is from RefSeq and is a predicted model, not a curated record. Gene Ontology annotation, biological process: carbohydrate metabolic process; glycosphingolipid biosynthetic process. NCBI's taxonomy places the organism in Eukaryota, Metazoa, Mollusca, Bivalvia, Mytilida, Mytilidae. The transcript has 8 exons. The coding region runs from base 508 to 1752 and encodes 414 amino acids. Gene Ontology annotation, molecular function: N-acetyl-beta-glucosaminyl-derivative 4-beta-N-acetylgalactosaminyltransferase activity.
CCCAGCUCAUGUCAAAGUUAUUGGUGAAAGUUGUCAUCUUGUUAAUUUUUAUGAGGUGCAUGACUUGUCAAGUAUAUAUAGUAAUAUUACGACAGCUUACGGUAAAAACGUGGAUAUGAAUAAGAUGUAAUCGACUAUGAGGCUUUCCGAAAACUCUUAUGUCGUAGCAAUAUCAGCGGAUACACACAUCACAUUUUAUCCCGGUCUACCAAUGAAAUACACAACAUUUUUUUCAUAAAAUGGACGUAUAAGGAAAUUUCAUUUUUCCGUAAAUGGACAGAAACAGGACUAUUGAAAUUAGUCAACACGUGUUACUUGCAACAAACCGGGGAGAACAAAUAUAUACAUUAUAGAUUUUAAUUCAAAUCGAAUAGUAAAUAGCAAUAACAGAUAUAUCUUUUUAUCGCCAAUGUAAAUCGACAUUGAAUAGAUGAACUAAUUAAUCUCUCAUUUACAACUUGACUGAUGUGAAAGAACAAUUCAAUGUCAAACCAUGCUUAAUAUUUGAUGACAGAAAAUCUAGAAAAAAAAUUACAAAAGUCGAAUAACAUCUACGAGUCCAACUUAAAUGGAAUGGGGGAUGCGAAUGAACGGUAUUGCGCAAAAGGAUCAGUGUUUAAAUCUUUAUUCUUAGUGCUAUUAUUCCUGAUAACGAUCCAGAUAGCAUUCAAUUUAUCCAUUCAACAGGCAGCUUUCACAUUUAUGUCAAAAUGGGUACAAGUAUCGGAACAGUUGUACUCGAGUUCGUCUCGCCUAGCACAAUUACAUUCAUCAACAUUAGGCAUACCAAAGGGUACUCCGAGUGCUGUCUCAUUUCAAAAAGAACAGUCAACACAGUCAGUGAUAAAAUCAGAUAACAACGUCACUUAUGUGUGCAGUAAAAAUGUAAUGAAUGUGACGAGUGAAGAUUGUUUGCCUCUGUGUCCAGUAACUUCAGAUAAACUAGUUGGCGCUUUAGCAACUUAUUCCGACUCCCCAACAUACUCUGACCUAGAUAGACUGUAUCCCUGGGUUCAAGAUGGAGGAAGGGGAAAGCCGUCCUACUGUUACCCACGUCAUCGUGUUGCCAUCAUCAUUCCAUACAGAAAUAGGGAUAGUCAACUACGGACAUUUUUAUACAAUAUCCAUCCAAUACUUUAUAGACAAGAGUUAGAUUAUGGAAUAUAUGUCGUAGAACAGAAUGGAAGUUCAAAAUUUAAUCGUGCCAUGCUGAUGAACAUUGGGUAUGCAGAAGCAAUGAAGAUACAUGACUAUCAGUGUUUUGUCUUCCAUGAUGUGGACUUGAUUCCAGAAAACGACAAAAAUAUUUACAACUGUCCAAAACAACCAAGACAUAUGUCAGUUGCAAUAGAUAAAUUCAAAUACCGAUUGCCUUACACAGCAAUAUUUGGAGGCGUAUCAUCUUUAACAAAGGAACAGUUCCAAAAAGUCAACGGAUUUCCGAACAGAUAUUUUGGCUGGGGAGGUGAAGACGAUGAUAUGUGGAAUAGAAUUCACAACGCUGGAUAUAAAGUGAUCCGAUAUGCUAUGGAAAUAGCUCGUUAUAAAAUGAUUAAACAUGGAACUGAAACAGGAAAUAAAGCUAAUCCUGGAAGGUUUAAAAUGCUGAAAGAAAGUAAAAAAUAUUUUAAAACAGAUGGCAUUAAUAGCCUAAAAUAUAAAGUAUUAAAGAUAGACUUUAACCAUCUCUAUACACGAGUCGUUGUUGACAUAGAUGAAAAAGAAGUUAUGGCGGGAUUAAAAAGGUCAUGACACCAACUUAGUGAAGAAGAUACUACUCAAGUGUAAAGAAAUAACGAAUACACACUAAAUGACGACAGAUAUAUGGAGACACUCAAUCGGAUAAUUCAUUUAUGGUGCAUUAUGGGGUAACUCUGCCGUUCUAGAAGAUAUUCAUAACAUUGCAUUCAAACUGAAACUGUGUGGGUAGCAUGAAUUAGGAUGACAGAAGAGGGAUUAUUUUUGAUUCGACCAUUUAAAGCAAAACCUUAUGUACACUUUUUCAAAUGAAAAAUAAACGUUCUUGAAAAUAUGAAGUAACGUUUGAGACAGAGUGGUUAAUCGUUUGUUUUUUUUAUGAAGCAUUGUUUAAUGAUUAUAGAUAGUUUGUUUGUGUUAAAUUGUUUGCAACAUUGUUUAACAGGUCGGGUACACUACAUUUUAUGGAUAC